AUGGACCCUUUCCACUGGAUGGAAAAGAUCUUGAUUCUUGUUGCAAAUGAGGCUUUGACAAUCCUUCUCGUAACUGCUCCAGUCCUCCAUCAGCUAGGAGAAACGCCAGUUGUGCGGCUUUUGGAGAAUUUGAUCAUGAAGGGUGGCAGUAGUGUCAUGAUUAGUGAAGCGGAAGCACUUCGUCUUGUUGCCGCCAGAACCACCAUUCGAGGCCCACGAGUCCAUCGCUCAUUCGAGCAGCCCACAACUGGUAACAUGCGACUCGUUGUGUCGAAAAUGGUAGACAAAGAGAACACGCUGUCCGAGCUACGCGAAGAGGCCACCCGAGAAUCCCAGUCUGCUACAGUUCGAAUGGUAAAGCGUGAACGUAUCCUAGCCAACGACGAGGGUGCACGAUACCAUCAAGGCUGGGAGGCGGUCCUCCCAGCCUUGGAACAGAGCAUCGCUGUAUCCUCGAGCUUCGUCGAGCAACUCGCUGCACUAAGCUCGAGAAUUGCUGAACCAAAUUCGAGAAUCUGCUAA
This is a messenger RNA of Penicillium diatomitis, 522 nucleotides long. Its product is annotated as Aminoglycoside phosphotransferase. The coding region runs from base 1 to 522 and encodes 173 amino acids. NCBI's taxonomy places the organism in Eukaryota, Fungi, Ascomycota, Eurotiomycetes, Eurotiales, Aspergillaceae. The transcript is spliced from 2 exons. The record is from RefSeq and is a predicted model, not a curated record.